Pelmatolapia mariae (spotted tilapia) is the source of this 2021-nucleotide messenger RNA. It is a transcript of the gene stk3, whose product is annotated as serine/threonine kinase 3 (STE20 homolog, yeast). Gene Ontology annotation, molecular function: ATP binding; protein serine/threonine kinase activity. The record is from RefSeq and is a predicted model, not a curated record. Gene Ontology annotation, cellular component: cytoplasm. Gene Ontology annotation, biological process: protein phosphorylation; intracellular signal transduction; protein tetramerization. NCBI's taxonomy places the organism in Eukaryota, Metazoa, Chordata, Actinopteri, Cichliformes, Cichlidae. The transcript is spliced from 11 exons. The coding region runs from base 141 to 1637 and encodes 498 amino acids.
UCUGACGAGCCCUCAGCUGGCGCUGCUUUAGUUUUUGACAACAACGACUCAGUCGACAAUGUUCUCGCCCUGACUGCUGGUCCCAAAGUGCCACGAGUCCCUAUUAGUCUGUUUUCUUUUUAGUUUUGAAGUCGUACAUCAUGGAGACGUCUGCGCCCAAAAGUAAGCUGAAAAAGCUGAGUGAAGAUAGUUUGACGAAACAGCCAGAGGAAGUGUUUGAUGUUCUCGAGAAACUCGGUGAAGGUUCCUAUGGCAGCGUGUUUAAAGCCAUCCAUAAGGAGUCCGGCCAGGUGGUGGCAAUCAAGCAGGUGCCUGUGGAGUCAGAUCUGCAGGAAAUCAUCAAAGAGAUCUCCAUCAUGCAGCAGUGUGACAGCCCCUAUGUGGUGAAAUACUAUGGCAGCUACUUCAAGAACACAGACCUGUGGAUUGUGAUGGAGUACUGCGGCGCUGGCUCUGUCUCUGACAUCAUCAGACUGCGCAACAAGACGCUGACAGAAGAUGAGAUCGCAACCAUCCUUAAGUCGACGCUGAAGGGACUCGAGUAUCUUCACUUCAUGAGGAAGAUCCAUCGGGACAUCAAAGCAGGAAACAUCCUUCUUAACACAGAGGGACACGCCAAACUGGCAGACUUUGGAGUUGCUGGACAGCUGACGGACACCAUGGCAAAGAGAAACACUGUGAUUGGUACUCCAUUCUGGAUGGCACCCGAGGUAAUUCAGGAGAUCGGCUACAACUGUGUAGCUGACAUCUGGUCCCUGGGCAUCACAUCCAUAGAGAUGGCAGAGGGUAAACCUCCUUAUGCAGACAUUCAUCCAAUGAGAGCAAUCUUUAUGAUCCCGACCAACCCUCCUCCAACAUUCAGGAAGCCGGAGCUCUGGUCAGACGAGUUUACAGACUUUGUCAAGAAGUGUUUAGUGAAGAACCCGGAGCAGAGAGCGACGGCCACACAGCUGCUACAGCAUCCAUUCAUCAGCCAGGCCAAGCCAGUUACGAUCCUGAGAGACCUGAUAACUGAAGCCAUGGAGAUGAAAGCCAAGAGGCAGCAGGAGCAGCAGAGAGAGCUGGAAGAGGAGGAUGACAACUCAGAGGAAGAGACAGAGGUGGAUUCUCACACUAUGGUUAAGUCGGGCUCAGAGGGCGCCGGAACCAUGCGCGCCACCAGCACUAUGAGCGACGGGGCGCAGACAAUGAUUGAGCACGGCAGCACUAUGCUUGAGUCAGACCUGGGCACUAUGGUCAUCAACAGUGACGAUGAAGACGAGGAGGAAGACCAGGGAUCGAUGAGAAGACAUGCCACCCCCCAGCAGCCGAUUCGUCCUUCCUUCAUGGAUUACUUCGACAAGCAGGACAACAAGGCGGCCCAGCAGCAGGAGAGCUACAACCACAACCAGGCACAGGAGCAGCAAGGCUACCAUAUCCAAUCCAAAAACGUCUUCCCUGACAACUGGAAGGUGCCUCAGGACGGAGACUUUGACUUUUUGAAGAACCUGGACUUUGAGGAGCUGCAGUUGCGCCUGACUGCCUUGGAUCCCAUGAUGGAGCGGGAGAUUGAGGAGCUCAGGCAGCGCUACACUGCCAAAAGGCAGCCCAUCCUGGAUGCAAUGGAUGCCAAGAAGAGACGACAACAGAACUUCUGAGUGCCGCUCCUGACCCUGACCUCCUCUAAUCUGGAUUUCCCUAAGCCACGGUAAACAACAAAUUCUGUCCAGUGAUUUUUCGGGGGAACCAAAACAAUCUCAUUGGAUGCCCUCUGCUGUUCUGGCCGCCUGUUAGCUGACCUCUAAAUGAAGUAAGAUGCUUCCUUUACUGGGUGAUGUCUGUUUGGUUCUGGGAAUCCACACCCUGCCAAAAAAAGAAAAAGGAGAACCAAGCUGUGGCUGUAACACAUCUGAGAGUCACACAAAGAAUUUCCUCUUUAAUCAGCGAAAAGCCUUUUCUUCAGCAGGAGCAGCGAGCGAGGUCAAUGGCAUUACCCCCACCCCCCACCUUCCCGAAACUUUUUACCUUCACUGUAAAUAAAA